Messenger RNA from Daphnia carinata, 701 nucleotides. Its product is annotated as endocuticle structural glycoprotein SgAbd-1-like. The coding region runs from base 16 to 627 and encodes 203 amino acids. The record is from RefSeq and is a predicted model, not a curated record. Gene Ontology annotation, molecular function: structural constituent of chitin-based larval cuticle. The transcript has 3 exons. Gene Ontology annotation, cellular component: chitin-based extracellular matrix. Lineage: Eukaryota; Metazoa; Arthropoda; Branchiopoda; Diplostraca; Daphniidae.
UAAACCUAGUACAACAUGAAGCUCUUUGUUAUCGCUGCCGUCUUGGCUGUUGUUGCUGCCGUUCCUUCCAGCUAUAAGCCGGAAUACAUAGCUCCCAGCUACCCUGCAACACAGUACGCUACCCCUAGCUACUCCGCGCCCAAGUACCCUACUCCUAGCUACCCCACACCAGCCUACCCCGCACCAGCCUACCCCACGCCAGCCUACCCCACACCAAGCUACAAGGAUAAUAAAUAUGCUGACAUUACAGUCACUAGCCAAUUCGACGAGCGCAACAUCGAUGGCAGCAGCCAGUGGAGCUACGCCCAGUCUGACUACACAACCCGUGAAGAAUCUCAAGUUCAGAAGAAGAUGCAAGGAGUCGCUUACGAUUCUUACGGAAAGGCCACCUACGAAGAUGUUAUGGGCAACACCAACAAGGGAUCUUCCUACUGGGUUUCACCUGGAGGCGAGAAAUUCACUUUGACCUGGACCGCUGAUGACGCUGGAUUCCAGCCCAAAGGUGAUCACUUGCCCGUCGUCCCCGUCCAUGAAUACGAGCUCCCAGUUGCUCCCGUCCAUGAAUACGAGCUCCCCGUUGCCCCCGUUCACAUCCCCUUCAAUGGAAAGGGUUACAAUAUUUACUAGAUUUCCCGACACAUGAUUUAAUAUUUAAAGUACGUCCCAUAAAUUCUGUAUAUCUCAUUUAUCGCGAGCGUGGU